Molecule: messenger RNA, 1418 nt
Organism: Bradysia coprophila
Lineage: Eukaryota; Metazoa; Arthropoda; Insecta; Diptera; Sciaridae
Cellular component (GO): extracellular region
Molecular function (GO): chitin binding
Source: RefSeq, a predicted model, not a curated record
GCCAUUCAGUUAUUCCCUAGUACUCAUCGAUCCAUUUAGGGGAAAAGAUCAUAUCGAAGGAAAUUUACAGAAAUUAUUCGGACGAAUAUGAUUGUCAUUAAAGCAAUCACAAUUGGAUUAAUCCUCCUCGCUUCAGAGUCUGUAGCAAAUAUUUGUACCGGUCGUUGGAAUGGAGACCAACUCCCAAACUCUGAAGAUUGUGGUUCAUUUUACGUGUGCAACUUCGGCGAACCGAAGCUUUUCAAAUGUCUAGAUAAUUUAUUGUAUGAUCCUCUCAAGCGUGUUUGUAACUGGGCAUAUUUGGUUACAUGCGGUCAAACAACCGGAAACCAGGAACAUGUUCCAAUUCUACCAAACCCACCAUACUACCCUCAACCACAACCAGAAAUACAUCCAGAAGAUGGAUAUAUUUAUCCUGGUACACCACGACCAACUCAACCACAGUAUUAUCCAACGAAUGCACCAGUGUACACAGCCAAUCCACCGCCAAUAGUUGAUAAUCCAAACGUUCCCAAUUACAGUGAAACAACUGAAUUCUAUCCAGGUUUGGUGGAGUCUAUUCCAAAUGUUUUCCAUUGUACGAAUCCUGAAUUUUACUUUGCCCCACAUCCGCGGAACUGCGAAAAAUAUUUCAUCUGUGAAAAUUACCGAAUUCACAGUCAUCAAUGCGCAGAGGGUAUCCAUUGGGACUAUGUUUUCAAUCAAUGCGAUUUUCCGGUUAGAACAUUCUGUUAUGCUGGGCCGUAUGCGGAAGGGGAUGGAGUGAAUAUUAAUGGGGCAGAACAUAUCGAAUCGCCCGUCGAAGAGCAUGAGAACUUUGAGGAGCAUGAACACGUUGAGGAACACGAACAUGUCGAAGAGCACGUAGAAGAAUCCGUCGAAGAGCACAUCGAAGAGACCGUAAAGGAAUCCGUCGAAGAGCAUUUCGAAGAGGUUGUCGAGGAGCAUGUCGAAGAGCCCGUCGAAGAGCAUUUCGAAGAGGUUGUCGAGGAGCAUGUCGAAGAACCCGUCGAGGAGCAUGUCGAAGAACCCGUCGAAGAGCAUGUCGAAGAGCCCGUCGAUGAAACCGUUGAGCAGCACAUUGAAGAGCUAGUUGAAAUUUCAACUAUUCCUGAUACGGUUGCUCCGACUGAAGCCGAACCAUCCACUGCAGCACCACUUCCAGUUAUUGAAUGUCCCGGAACACAGGCAUUUAUAGCACAUCCGUCUGAUUGUCACAAGUACUACAUAUGUAUUGGAGGCAUUCCAAUUGUAACAUCCUGUCCACGGAAAAUGGCUUGGGACAAAGAGAUGGCACAAUGUAAUGAGGAAGCUUGGAUACAAUGCUUUGGCCUAAACCUCAAUUGAAACAGCACAGAAAAUUUAUUAUACAAAAUACAUUCUACCAAGAUAUGAAGGAAUAUUAUUCGAACGUUAAA